Messenger RNA from Austrofundulus limnaeus, 2871 nucleotides. It is a transcript of the gene tm9sf5, whose product is annotated as transmembrane 9 superfamily protein member 5. The record is from RefSeq and is a predicted model, not a curated record. The transcript is spliced from 18 exons. Gene Ontology annotation, biological process: protein localization to membrane. Lineage: Eukaryota; Metazoa; Chordata; Actinopteri; Cyprinodontiformes; Rivulidae. Gene Ontology annotation, cellular component: membrane. Bases 166 to 2163 code for a protein of 665 amino acids.
GGUGUACGUCACCGAUGCUACCCACCAGGCAGGCAGCGAARUCUGUGGCUUUAUAAAGAGUAGAAAGACGACGUUUAGCUAUCUCCACAAAGCUGGAAUACAACUGUUUCCACUAGAAGAAGGAAGAUUUUACCUUUUAGGAGGCCACACAAUCUCCGGACUAACAUGAAGAGGCGUAUAUCAGUUGGUUUUGUGCUGGUCGUUUAUUUCUGUUCGAGCUCGGCUUUUUAUCUUCCGGGUUUAGCCCCUGUGAGUUUUUGUGUUGAGAAAGGUCCGGACGAUUGCCAGACUGACAUUCAGCUGUUUGUUAAUCGGUUGGACUCKGUGGAGUCUGUUCUGCCGUACGAGUAUGACGUGUUUGACUUUUGCAAAGAUGAGAAAGAGAAGAGGCCCUCUGAGAACCUGGGGCAGGUACUGUUCGGUGAGCGAAUUGAGUCUUCUCCAUACAAGUUCCAUUUUCAAAAUGAUGAUAAGUGUCAUGCAGUGUGCACAAAAACUUACAAGAAAGACAGCAAGCUGGAUGCUGCCAAGUUGGACUUUCUGAAGAUGGGAAUGCAGCUGAACUAUCAACAUCACUGGAUCAUCGACAACAUGCCAGUGACGUGGUGCUAUGAUGUUGAAGAUAAUCAAAAGUACUGCAACCCUGGUUUUCCCAUYGGCUGCCUUGUUGCAUCUGAUGGUAGAGCAAAAGAUGCUUGUGUWAUAAAUUCUGAGUUCAACAAGAAAAACACAUUUUAUGUCUUCAACCAUGUUGACAUAAAGAUCACUUACCACAGUGGAAAAUCAGAGGGUUGGAGUGGUGCUCGCCUGGUUGCUGCCACCCUCGAACCAAAGAGCAUCAAACAUAACGAUGAGAAGAAACCAACUUGUGAUGGAGGUAGCCCGAUGGAGGUCCCAGUGGAUUUUACUGAUGAUGUUAAAAUAACUUACACCUACUCUGUCACUUUUGAGGAAAACAAUACCAUCAAGUGGGCYUCUAGGUGGGACUAUAUCCUGGUCUCAAUGCCUCACACCAACAUCCAGUGGUUUAGCAUAAUGAAUUCUUUGGUAAUUGUGCUCUUCUUGUCCGGGAUGGUUGCCAUGAUAAUGCUGAGAACUCUCCACAAGGACAUUGCCAGAUACAACCAGGUGGAUCAGGAAAACUUGAUAAAGAUUCCAUCGGCCAAGGAAAAAUCUUCUCUACCUUAUGAGGAUGCUCAGGAAGAGUCAGGAUGGAAACAAGUGCAUGGAGAUGUCUUCCGUCCCCCCAGGAAGGGAAUGCUUCUCUCUGUGUUCCUUGGACAGGGCACGCAGAUCUUCAUCAUGACCUUCAUCACACUAUUCCUGGCCUGUCUGGGAUUUCUGUCUCCAGCCAACAGAGGGGCUCUGAUGACAUGUGCUGUGGUACUCUGGGUCCUACUGGGGACUCCUGCUGGCUAUGUGUCUGCACGUCUUUACAAAACUUUUGGAGGUGAAAAGUGGAAGACCAAUGUCUUGCUGACAGCCCUCCUGUGCCCAGGGAUUGUAUUUGCAGACUUCUUUCUGAUGAACCUGAUCCUGUGGGUGGAGGGUUCRUCUGCAGCAAUCCCAUUUGGUACUCUGGUGGCCAUUUUGGCYAUGUGGUUUGGAAUCUCUGUGCCCCUCACUUUUGUUGGUGCCUACUUUGGAUUCAAGAAACCUGCAAUUGAGCAACCUGUACGAACAAACCAAAUCCCCCGUCAAAUUCCCGAGCAGUCCUUCUUCACUAAACCUAUCCCUGGUAUUGUAAUGGGUGGGAUCCUGCCCUUUGGAUGYAUCUUCAUCCAACUUUUCUUCAUUCUUAACAGCAUUUGGUCUCAUCAGAUGUACUACAUGUUUGGAUUCCUGUUCCUGGUUUUCAUUAUCCUGCUCAUCACCUGCUCUGAGGCCACAAUUCUGCUGUGCUACUUCCACCUAUGUGCAGAGGACUACCACUGGUGGUGGCGUUCCUUCCUGACCAGCGGCUUUACAGCAGUUUAUCUGUUCAUUUAUGCGGAGCACUACUUCUUCUCAAAGCUGCAAAUCAUUGGAGCGGCCAGUACCAUAUUGUACUUCGGAUACACUAUGAUUAUGGUCCUCAUCUUCUUCCUCUUCACUGGUACAGUUGGCUUCUUCGCCUGCUUCUGGUUUGUAAAUAAAAUCUACAGUGUGGUGAAAGUGGACUAGAAGACUGAAGGAAGGAUGAACUUGCUGUCACAGUGCUGGGCUCCUCAGUGCUGCUGUGUAAUAAUAAUGUGGUCUGAGUAGACCUAAACUGCAUCCAUCACAUGUGAUAGAAAAAUUCCGCAGAGCAGAGCCCAUCCUCUUUUUGUGCUUUAAACCUCUGUUGCUAUUUUUUUUAACUAUACGAGUUUGUGUUCACUGUUGACCUGUAAUAUUUUGACUGGCGCCUUGAAAAUCAGCGGGGGAGGUUCUAAUGAUGAAGUUGUGACCAUGAGCGACUUGUUCUCUGAAAUGUUUUACUUUAAUAUUCUUAAGAAAGUAAAAUAUUUAGCAUUUUAUUUUUCUAUUCUCUCAUGGUGUAAUGUUCCUUUUUUUUUCCUCUACCUGUUCUUUAUGGAAACGAGUGUGUACAUAUAUUGUAUAGAGACGGAGAACGUGUGAGAAUGCUAAUUAAAAUUUGUCACCAUUAUCAAGCUUUCAUUUGAAAUUUGUUUUUAAGUGUGAAUUGGGUUAUUAUAUAUACAUAGAUGAAGCAUUUGUUUGUAUGAUUAUAUGUACAUUUCCUUGAUGGCAUAGAGUAGAAGGAUGCACCAUGUACAGGAAGUACAUCUGUAUUAUAAAACAGUUUCAGCUUGUUGCCUAAUAAAGAUGAACUUCAUGAUGCGUUUGGCCACAAAAAAAAUUGUUAUUCACAACAUGGUCAACCAGUUU